Messenger RNA from Vitrella brassicaformis, 566 nucleotides. NCBI's taxonomy places the organism in Eukaryota, Vitrellaceae. The record is from the annotation of a GenBank genome assembly.
CGUCCUCAUCCUCCUCAUCCUCGUCCUCAUCCUCGUCCUCAUCUCCCCGCUUCGCUUUCUUCUUCCUGCCUUUCUUGUUGUUGGCGAAUUUGUGAUGGAGAACAGGCUUGGCACAGAUUCACGUCACCGGAUUGCACACCUCCUCGAUGUCAUGGACAUUGUCGAGGUCCGUCACGGACAGGCCGUCAUUCAGUCGGUAGAAAAACAUGAAGGACACGCCCAGCGGACAAGACUCGCACAGGCCUUUGACGCAGAGGUUCUGCCGAAUCCACGUCUUGGUCGUCCCGUUGCGUGUCGAACGGUCGUAUGUCUCUCUCGCGUCCGGACCCUUCAGAGUCCUAAAUACGCAAACGUACCCAAACGAAGACAGACAAGACAAGACAAGACAGACAUGAAAACUAUAAAGGGGCGACGCGAGAGGCAACGCUAGCGAAGAUGGCGCUACAUUUAGUCUCUUACUUGCUCAUAUUCCUGGAGACACGCUCGGCGUUGUUAUCGAAAUCACCCGUCAGGUGCCCCGUGAUCUUAAGCACGUUUCUGUCAACCCAUGCUGGUGGCUUGAUCAU